Messenger RNA from Aspergillus heteromorphus CBS 117.55, 1623 nucleotides. RefSeq names its product sugar porter family MFS transporter. The transcript has 4 exons. Gene Ontology annotation, molecular function: carbohydrate:proton symporter activity. Lineage: Eukaryota; Fungi; Ascomycota; Eurotiomycetes; Eurotiales; Aspergillaceae. The record is from RefSeq and is a predicted model, not a curated record. Bases 1 to 1623 code for a protein of 540 amino acids. Gene Ontology annotation, cellular component: membrane. Gene Ontology annotation, biological process: carbohydrate transport; transmembrane transport.
AUGGCGCGGAGCUACCUGGGCCUCACUGGAGGCAAGCUGCAGAUCGCUAUCAGUGUGAUCGCUGGUAUGGAUUUCCUGCUGUUCGGUUACGACCAAGGUGUGACGGGUGGUCUCUUGACCCUGGACUCGUUCAUUAAAUACUUCCCAACUAUUGCGACCAACGGUGCAUACUAUGACAGCCUAUCCACAUCACAGCAAAGCACUCAGUCCACUCGUCAGGGUGUUGUCGUCGCUGCUUACAACCUGGGAUGCUUCGCUGGAUCUAUCCCGACGAUCUGGAUUGGGAAUUGGCUCGGCCGGCGCAAGACGAUCUUCGUUGGGUCUUUCAUCAUGGUCAUCGGGGCACUUCUGCAGUGUACCUCAUACAGUUUGGGCCAGUUCAUUGUUGGACGUCUGGUGACUGGGUUUGGAAACGGCAUGAACACGUCGACCGUUCCCACAUGGCAGUCUGAGUGCUGUAAGUCCAACCAUCGUGGCCAGCUGGUCAUGAUCGAAGGUGCCAUGAUUACCUGCGGUAUUACUAUCAGCUAUUGGAUUGACUUCGGCUUGCUAUUUGCCGAUCCCAGUGAAGUGGCCUGGAGAUUCCCAUUGGCCUUCCAGAUCUUCUUCGCCCUCAUUAUCCUAUUCUUCGUCCUGUCUCUCCCCGAAUCCCCCCGCUGGCUCAUUCUCAAGGGCCGUGAGGAUGAAGCAAGGACUGUCCUGCACUCACUGCUGGGUGAUGAAGACGAGACUUUCAUCGACACCGAAUUCACUGCCAUCAAGGCCACUGUCUUGGAGAUGGCAAAAGGAUCAUUCCGCGACAUGUUUACCAUGACUGAAGACCGCCAUUUCCACCGCGUCGUCUUAGCCUACGUCAAUCAGAUGUUCCAGCAAAUCAGUGGCAUCAAUUUAAUCACAUACUACAUCCCGACGGUCUUGGAAAAUCAGCUGGGAAUGAGCCUUGAGAUGUCUCGUUUAAUUGCCGCUUGUAACGGGACUGAGUACUUCCUUGCUUCGUGGGUGGCCGUCUUUACCAUCGAGCGGUUCGGCCGUCGAUCCCUGAUGCUUUUCGGUGCGGCGGGCAUGUCGAUAUCCAUGGUCAUCCUUGCCAUCACCGCCAGCAUGAGCAGCGACGGGGCUCGCGUCGCCUGUGUUGUCUUCCUGUUCGUGUUCAACACGUUCUUCGCCAUCGGUUGGCUGGGCAUGACGUGGCUGUACCCGGCGGAGGUUGUACCCCUGAGGAUCCGUGCUCCGGCGAAUGCGCUGGCUACGUCGUCGAACUGGAUCUUCAACUUCCUGGUAGUCAUGAUCACCCCUGUGGCAUUCGACACCAUCGGCUACCGAACCUAUAUCAUCUUUGCGGUCAUUAAUGCGUUCAUCUUCCCAGUGGUGCUCUUCUUCUACCCGGAGACAGCCCGUCGAUCCCUGGAGGAGAUGGACCGGAUCUUCCGCAAGACUAAGAACGUGUUCUCGCUGGUCAAGGUGGCCAACGAGGAGCCUCAUAUGUACGGCAAGAAGGGAGAGCUCCUGUUCAUGCUGGACGAUGUGGAAGACGACGCGGUGCGGCGCGCGAGCGUGCUGAGCCACCACGCGAAGGAUACGGAGAAGGGCAGCGAGGAAAACAUUACCACCAGCAAGUUGUAG